UGUUAGGCUGUCACUGGCCGGUGCUCGUGUGUUCAGGCAGCAGACGGCGGCCCCAUCUACCGUUUACCUCCGUUCAUUUCACUUCUCCCUCUCCUUCUCAUUUUUUAUUGUUCAGCCCGUUCUCUUUUGUAUCCGGCUCGGCGAAAUGUCCGCCAGACCAGGAUUUUACCGACAGGAGCUAAACAAGACUGUGUGGGAGGUUCCGGAGCGGUACCAGAACCUGACGCCGGUGGGCUCCGGAGCUUACGGCUCCGUGUGUUCAGCAUAUGAUGUUGUCUUACGGCAGAAGGUUGCGGUGAAGAAACUGUCCAGGCCUUUUCAGUCUCUGAUCCACAGUCGCCGCUCCUACCGGGAACUCAGGCUGCUCAAGCACAUGAAACACGAGAAUGUAAUAGGGCUGCUGGACGUCUUCACACCUGCUGCUGCAUUAGAGGACUUCAACGAACUCUACCUGGUGACUAACCUGAUGGGUGCAGACCUCAAUAACAUCGUUAAAUUUCAGAGGCUGUCGGACGAGCACGUGCAGUUCUUAAUUUACCAGCUUCUCCGUGGCCUCAAGUACAUCCAUUCAGCAGGAUUGAUCCACAGAGACCUCAAACCAAGUAAUGUGGCAGUCAAUGAGGACUGUGAGCUGAGGAUCCUUGACUUUGGAUUGGCCAGGCAGACAGAUGAUGAGAUGACAGGGUAUGUGGCAACACGCUGGUAUCGAGCACCGGAGAUCAUGCUGAACUGGAUGCACUACAAUCAGAAUGUUGAUAUUUGGUCAGUGGGAUGCAUUAUGGGAGAGCUGCUGAAGGGAAAAGUCCUUUUUCCUGGCACUGACUAUAUUGACCAGCUGAAGAGAAUCAUGGAGGUGGUUGGGACUCCAACACCCGAUCUAUUAAAGAAGAUCUGCUCUGAACAUGCGCAGAAGUACAUCCAGUCCCUGCCCUUCAUGCCGCAGCAGGACCUGGAAAAGAUCUUCAGAGGAGCAAAUCCGCUAGCUGUUGAUCUAUUGAAGCGCAUGCUGGUUCUGGACUGUGAUGGGAGGAUCUCGGCCAGCGAGGCUCUCUCCCACUCCUACUUCUCACAGUACCAUGAUCCAGAUGAUGAGCCAGAGGCCCCACCUUAUGAUCAAACGCUGGAGAGUAAAGACCGAACUCUAGAAGAAUGGAAAGAGUUGGUAUUCGAAGAGGUGAACAGCUUCAAAGCAUCUGGCAGCAAGACUGAUAGCCUUCAGGUGGAGCAGUAAUCCCCUAGUCUUUACCUGAAGAAGGACCACGUACUCAAUGAGUGGGAGAAGGACUGUGGCAAGCCAGCUGAUAGAAAAACUCUGCGUUCCCUCUGCUCAAUGUGACUGUGUUUGAUUGCCUGUCAUGAGUUUAUUUGAGCAGCAGGGAAAAGGACGGUCUUCGCAGGAUCAAAUGCACACAUUGCAAUUACAGGGAGAAUUUUAGAAUCUGAUAGAAGGAGCUUUCCAGUCCAGAAAGUUGCUUCCUCUUAUGUUUCCGCCCAGUGAGGUUAAAAUGAGGAACCAUAGCAACGCCAAGGUUCACAGAGAACGUGAGGAUUCAUACGAGGGAGCAACUUAACGGAGCUGAAGUGUUUACAGACUGAUAGAAGGGUUUCAAAGGAAGAAAAAACGCACACUAGGAUUUCCAAAGCGACAACAGACUGUCGUCUGGCCCCUCAUUAUGACAAAUGCUAUAAGCAGUCACUGCUUUCAUAUAUGGAAUUCAUGUUUAAAGGCUUGCAACAAUGCCACGUCAUGCCACAGAACAGCUUGGCACUUCGCCUGCAUAUUACUGCAUGAUUUAUGUGCAUUUUAUUAUUACAGAAUAUUACCAAUGCUGUAUUGUAACCAUUAAGACUGCUUAUUGCAUCUGCCACACUGCUGUAAAAAUCAUCCUGAGGGUCAGACAGGCAUUACCAGGAAAUGUGACCAACUUUCAACCUGUUUUAUCUUCAUAAUUUCCUCACAGUAAAAGAAAACAACAAAAGCAAACAAAAACUACUGCUCUUCCUCGGAUGAAAGUCAUCCUCUCCUGCUUACAUAGUAAACACCAACUGUGCUAUUAAUUAGCAAGGUAAUUAAUAUACGCCAAAGCUGGAACAGAGUGACUGUGUUGCAGGUCUGUGUUUACAGUGUGACCUCGCUUCUCAUAUACAGCUCCAUCAGGUUUCUGUAGUUCUCUGCUGCCCUGGUUUGUGUUUACAAUAAUUAAGAUUACGGGCAUUUUGUAAACUGUUAGAAACAGUUCCCAGACAGUAUGUAACUGUGCUGGACGAUAAUAUAUUACUCAACUAGUAGCUCCAUCCAAGCAAUGACUGGUCAAACACUCCAGGGUGAUGAUUCCCAUAAAGCAGCUAUAUUUGGCUGCUUGUGGCACACAGGGAGCUCAUUAGUGAUCUUUCAUGUUUCCUCAGCUUCUUUUAAGUUUUCAUGACGCCUGAGUGUUAUAAAGAAAAAAAUGAUUGUAAACAUUCAUUAGCAAGCAUAGUAUACAAGUACUGGGGAUGUUCUUUACCUCAAUUGUGGGUAUAAUUGUGGGCGUUAUACCUUACUGCAACAUUAUUAUACCCAUAAUCGCCUUAAGGAAGGCCCUCACAGGUAACAUUUGUAUAAGCAGCAUGAUCUCAGUGCGUAUGCAGAUAAUUACAUGAAAUGACUGACUUCCUCACUGAAACUGUGUCAUUCAUCUUGCAGCAGCAGACUGGAGUUUUAGUUCUGCAUACUUCUUGCUGAGGUAGAAAAAAAUACACCACAGGGCUUAAUCUGAAGGUCAGUGAAAAUGCCAAGAAGUAAAAGAGCACAGAUUUUAUGAAGUCUCUGAUAUUCACUAAAGAAAUACAGUCUAGGACCUAGUCUUGGAUAAUAGAUGGAUGAUUGGAUAAUAUCUGAUCAUGUUUAAUGGGAUUCUAUUUGUGAGCACGCCUAAGAUACAUUUACUGUCAGAAGAAUUGUGUCUCAGUUGCUCCAUUUGGUGUUUUGAAACAGAUUCACAAAAGUGGCGAGGUUAAAUACAUCAUCAAGCCACAAAUCUAAUUGUCAGCUUCAAAGAGAAUAAAUAACCUGAAGUACAUUAAAUAAUAAGAUGAACACAAUAAAAAGUAAACUAAGACAACGUUUUAUAGAUACCAGAUGACAUUAGGGGCAAAAAAAAUUUUUAAAAAUCAGGAUUACUAAUAAAUCUGACUAUAUAUAUAUAUGUUUGAUAGGUUAGUUAGUUUGUCUAUCUGACCGAAUACAAAGUAACAGCUCAAGUAGUUCUUUGGGUUAGCUAAAGAUUCAAGUGAGCUCUGAUUUAAAGGUUAAAACCAGUUGUGUUUUAAUGUAUACCUUGGUGUGCUCCUUCAUAGGACUGCAAGCUGAAUUGUAGUUCCUUGGCUCAAUCCACUCAGUUUGACUCAGCCAAGGAAAUAAUUUACACUAAAACUUCAAGUUGUCAUCAAGAAAUUAUUUUUGAGGAAAACACAAAAUAAAAUCUAGUCUGUUUUUUUUUUUCUUUUAAUGGUUCACACUGGAGCGCUACAUGUAGCCUUUUGUGCAAGUCGUCCAUUAACACUGGAUGCAAAAUGUUGAAUUUAAAGUCCAAAAGAAUCCAAACUGUCUGAAUGUUAAAGUAUUAUGUGCUUAUGUGGAUGUCGUAUAUGUGUUGGAUUUGAAUAGCAAACUGCAAAUCGAAUGUAUACGUAUACUUUUAUGUAUGUAUGUUACAAGUUAAAAUUGUCUUUUGAAUACAUGGUGGCAUGUGAUUCAACAGUAGCCAUGGGCUUCAAAUCCCUAAACAGAAUGUCAUCUCUCGUUUUUCAGAUGAUUUUUCUCAUUCAUCAACGGGUAACAUGACUUGGCAAGUUUUGGCUUCAGUAUAUUUCUUCUAUUAAAUAUUCUCUACAA
Molecule: messenger RNA, 3877 nt
Organism: Larimichthys crocea (large yellow croaker)
Lineage: Eukaryota; Metazoa; Chordata; Actinopteri; Sciaenidae
Gene: mapk11
Product: mitogen-activated protein kinase 11
Exons: 12
Coding region: 146-1231 (361 amino acids)
Biological process (GO): protein phosphorylation
Molecular function (GO): ATP binding; MAP kinase activity
Source: RefSeq, a predicted model, not a curated record